ACAAAGGUUUUAACAAAAAUUAAAUGUGUGAUUAGCUCAUUAUCAAAGGCCAAUAAAAACACCCGCCGAAAAAAUAGCUGCCAAACCUCCAUGGCAGCAGCAGCCGCCGUUCGUUCCCUUUCCAAAUUCAAACGGGCAAUUUCAUCGGCCGCGCAAAUCCUCCAACAUCGCCACUUCUCCUCCGCUGACGCCGCAACGGCGGUGAUUAACCCGCCGGGAAAUUUCUAUUAUGACGAUAGUGAAGGUGAAGAAAGUGCAGUGUAUCAACACACUCUCAAAUUCCAACGUCCGUCAACUAUAAAACAACAACGAGUUCUCCAUAACUCCGUUAGUUUAAUUGGGAAAAUUGAUUUGCCGUUUAGAAGAGUUAACACCAGAAACGGCGCUUUUGGAGUUCAUACUUUUCUCAGUGUAUCUGCUUCUUCUCAAUUCCGUCCCUCUUUUAAAGUUAUGCUGAAGAUGUGGGAUGAAAUGGGGGAAGUGUCAAUGGAGCAUUUGAAGCCAAAGGACUUGAUAUAUGUUUGGGGUCAUUUGAGAUCAUACACCAAGAUUGACGAGAAUGGUAAACACAGGAUGAGACACGAGGUAGAUGUCAAGGAAAUAAAUUUUGUGACUCCACGUGUUCAAGCCUCAGCAACCCCAGAAUUCGAGAAGAAAGAACCAGGAGGUACAGGUGAAGAUAAAGAGGAGAAGCACAGGAACCGGAUCAGAUUGUGGCAAAUUUUCUUCGCUAGCCCUUAUGAAUGGAUGGACUUCAGGAAGGAUAAAGUCAAUCCUAAACACCCGGACUUUAAGAACAGAGAUACUGGUGAAGUUCUCUGGCUCAGGACAGAUGAUCCACCAUGGAUAAAACGACAGUUGGAUAUUCUAGAUUCUAGAUUUACUUACAAGAGUUUCUAAGAACAAUAAAGCUCCGUAUACACACAUCCUUAUGAAGGGAUGCAGAUUAAUGCUGGAACCUGGUACAACGAGAAGUUCCACUGGUUGUUACAAACAUCAGAGCUACUGUUGGCUAAUGUGCAUACUUCUCAAAUAGUAAAUAGAACAGGAUCUCCAUUAUGAACGAGAAGAAGGUUACUGUGUGCUAAUGCCACAAGUUAUGUAAUGUUGGCAGUUGUAAUAGUUAUUAGUGCUAUUUCUUGAAAAGUAUGCGUUGUACAUAAAUUUUCUUUUAGGUCAAUACUUGUAUACGAAAUUUCACGACUGUCUCCACUUUACAAACCUA
Messenger RNA from Capsicum annuum, 1225 nucleotides. Its product is annotated as protein OSB1, mitochondrial. NCBI's taxonomy places the organism in Eukaryota, Viridiplantae, Streptophyta, Magnoliopsida, Solanales, Solanaceae. The record is from RefSeq and is a predicted model, not a curated record. Gene Ontology annotation, molecular function: single-stranded DNA binding. Bases 91 to 900 code for a protein of 269 amino acids. Gene Ontology annotation, cellular component: mitochondrial nucleoid. The transcript has 4 exons. Gene Ontology annotation, biological process: positive regulation of helicase activity; mitochondrial DNA replication.